Messenger RNA from Solanum pennellii, 1626 nucleotides. RefSeq names its product trihelix transcription factor ASIL2. Bases 115 to 1176 code for a protein of 353 amino acids. The transcript has 2 exons. NCBI's taxonomy places the organism in Eukaryota, Viridiplantae, Streptophyta, Magnoliopsida, Solanales, Solanaceae. Gene Ontology annotation, molecular function: transcription cis-regulatory region binding. The record is from RefSeq and is a predicted model, not a curated record. Gene Ontology annotation, cellular component: nucleus.
AGAGAAGAAAGUUAGGAAUGUGUAAGAAACUGAUGUGAAUUUUGAAUCAUCAAAAACCCUAAGAGAAGGGAUCUUGAAAAAACCCAGUAUUUGUUCACGGCAUAUUUGAUUGAUAUGAAUGAUUCUGAUGAUGAAACUCCAUACUCUUCAAGACCCAACGCUGCCAUUUACAAUACGUCUUCUCUUCGAUCAAGACGCUCAAUUCGAAACCCUACCUCUUAUCCUAGAAAUACCCAUUAUGAGUAUAAUAACGAAUUUCAAUAUAACCAUCAUGGUGGUGGUGCUGCUGCCCAUGAUGAUGAUGAAUCUGAUGAUGAAGAAGAAAAUCAAGAAUUUAGCAGUGGAGAAAAUGAUGUUGAUAAUUUUCAAGGUAAGAAGAAGAGAAAGUUGGAAACUUUAGUUUCAAAUUACAAUUUUGCCCCUCGUUCAGGUUCAAAGGAUAUUUGGAGUGAAGAGGAGAGUUUUGUGUUGUUGGAAGUGUGGGGUGAGAGGUAUUUGGAGCUCGGACGGAGGAGCUUACGUGCUGAAGAUUGGGGUGAAGUUGCAGAGAAGGUAACAGAAAUGGUUGGUGUUGAUAAAACUGAAGUUGAGUGUAGGAAUCAAUUAGAUGUGCUAAAGAAGAAGUAUAAGAAGGAGAUAACAAAAAUGGAGAAAACUGGAGGUGGGUUUCAUAGCAAGUGGACAUUUUUUAAGAAAAUGGAUAUGCUCAUGAAUUUGAGGAUGAAAGGGCAUUGUGGAUUGGGUUGUGGGCUCGAUUCGGGUGAGUAUGUGUUUAUGGACCCACGAAUGUACUUGGAUAGGUCAAAUGUGUUGGAUGAGAUGAGAGAUAGUCCUGCAGGAUCAGAUGCGGAUAAUGAUGAAGAAGAGGACGAGCAGGGUUCCGGAGGAUGGGAGGGUGAUGAUGCGUCAGCUAAGUUGCUAGCAGAUUCAAUUCAAAGGUUUGGGCAGAUAUAUGAGAAAAUUGAGAAUAGUAAGAGGAAGCAGAUGAUGGAGCUGGAGAAGAUGAGAAGGGAUUUCCAAAGGGAGUUGGAGUUGCAGAAGAAACAGAUAAUUGAGAGGGCACAGGUGGAAAUUGCUAAAAUAAGGGGCAACGGAGAAAAUGAUGAUGAUGAAGACAAUGAAGAUGAGGAUGGUGAAGAGACUGACAAUAUUUCCGGUGAGAAGCUUAGGGGCUAAUGCAGGAUGAAAGAUGAUUACGUAGAGUUAAAUCACUGUAGGAUUUUGCAAGGAACAUUCUUGUUUGAAGUAGUGAUUGACUGGAUUCUGGAAUAUUGAGUUAUUCUGCAAAUAUGCAUGUGGAAAAUAACCAAUUUUUCUUGUCAUGUUGAGAUUAUGAGGUCAAUUCAUCCUUAUAGAUUAAUUUCAUAAAAUUUGCUCUUACUAUCAGCAAAUGCCAUGUUACUAGGUGAAAUGUUGAAGGUCAUUUCCCCCUUGUUUAUAAAAUAUGAGCACUUAGUGUUUUGAGAAAUAUUGUUUUAUCAUCAUAUAGACCCAUCAACUUUGCAGCCAUAUUUCAAGUCUCAUUGACAAGGUUUCGUUGGCUUCUCGAUUUCAAUUUUCUUUUGCCAUCGAGAACCAACAUGUACGAACUAGAAUGACUCCAUAAAUUCAAGAUUUGAGUGUAAA